AUGAAUUCCUCAGCCUGUGCUUUGCCAGACAGUUUCGUGCAAUUCUGCAGCGAUCAGCCAGCUUCCACGUUUUGUUGGAAUGUCAAGGUUGAUAGUGAUUCAACGCUCUUACUUUCUCAUAGAACGAGGGCAGACUUGAUCCAGGACGCUAAUACGACUGCACAACGGUUCCUGCAUUCCGGUCCUGCACGGAGACGAUGCGGAGCACCACCAGUUAAUGUAUGCUUCUUCGCGCGCAGUGGCUAUGAUCUCUUUGUGGGGUUCCUCGCUGCCUUGAUAAACAGAUGGACUGUGUGUCUAGACUUUCUUCUUUACCUGCGAAUAAAGUCUGAUGAUUCUAAGCCGACAUUGAUAUCUGACAAAAACAGUCCUGAAGGUGUAAUACACCUUGUUUGCACCUCCGGUUCUCAGUGGCUUUUCGUUGACGCUACUCAUCCCAACCUUGUGGAUGUCGUACAACGCCAAGUCCCAGAUCUUCAAAUUAUUCCUCUGCAGAGCGAUGAUGGGAAGACUAUACAAACCCCUGUCGUUUACCCUCCCCUCGAUCAAGAUCACGACUUAGACCUAGAUGUUGUCGCGUAUAAUCUACAUACUUCAGGAUCAACAGGACACCCUAAGUUGAUACCAAUUACUCACCGACAAUGGUACGACCAAACCAUGCGAUUGACACCAUUUCCGGGUCGUGCAGUGUGUACCCCUAUGCCUAUGUUCCAUACGGUGGGGCUUACUUGCUUAACUAAGUUCACUAUCGGUGCAGGCUGCAUACCAGUAAUCAUUGAAUCCGCGCGACCUUGCACAGGAGAAUUACUGUGCUAUGUUCUCGACCGCUUCAAUGGUGCAAUUUGUGUUGCCCCUCCGUCCCUGCUCGAACAGAUCUCCUUGAUGGGAGAAGGAGCAAUACAAGUGCUUGGCUCUAUGCAUAUGGUUUUAUUCGCUGGCGCACCCCUGCAAGAGCCUGUCGGUAACACAUUAGCAAGUCACGGUGUGAAGAUUAUCUCGGCCUUUGGAACCACUGAGACCGGACAAUUAACUGUGGCCGAUGUCAGCUCUAAUGACCCUUUCGAUUGGCCUUAUGUCCGAUUCAUUGAUCCAUCUGAAAUAACACUGGUGGAUGUACCCAAUACGAGCGAUCUGCGGCGUUUAGUUGUCAAGCCAGGCCGUUUUGUGUCUUCUGACCUCGUCAAUCAUUACCACCCUGUUGGCUUCAGCCCGGGAGACCUAUGGCGGGAGCAUCCAACAAGAAAAGGCAUCCCCAAUAGGCUUUGGAAACACGCAGGAAGAAUGAGUAGUGUGACUGUACUUGGCAAUGGAGAGAAGACUGAUAACGAACAGCUUGAGUCACUUGUACUCAAGAAUGCCUUCGUGGAACGUGCGAUUGUAUUUGGCGAAGGGCGUUUGCAGAACGGGCUGCUUGUCCUUCCAAAAGCCACAUCCUGGACCAAUGCUGAUUUCGCGACAUCCUUACAGUCAACCAUUCAGCACAUGAAUGUCGUCAUUCCAAAGCAUUCUCGCGUCGUCCAAGCCCUCGUUAUCCUCGGAAAUCCGAAAAAGCCCUUCGUUCUGACAGACAAAGGGACUAUCAGACGCCACGAGACACUUGCUCUUUACUCCAAAGAGAUUCAGGAAGCGUAUGCGGCUCUCGAGUCUGGGUUUCCUUUUAGACCUCUACCAUUAAAGGAUGAUCACGAGGGCAUUCUAAUGUACAUUCAGGCAAUUGCAGCCCGUGUACUUGGAGUGGAGGUUGCUGUCGAAGAUGACCUUUUCUCCCGCGGCAUGGAUUCCUUAUCAACAGCGAAUUUUGCAGCUUACCUGGCGCCACUUUGGAAACUCGUUAGGGAUACAGAACUGCCUCGUAAUAUCGUCUACAAAUAUUCAUCCAUCGAUGGUCUGCAUCAAGUGAUCACCGGGAGGAUAUCGCACAUCAUGCACCGUAAUAAUGCAGAAUACAUAGAUGCGAUUAUCAAGAAGUGGACAUUUCCGAAUCCUGCCCCAGCCAGUCGUUUAUCGUAUUUGGAACACACACCCAGCGAUAUGGACGACGGUCGCCUGACUGUGCUCCUCACAGGAUCAACAGGCACGUUCGGUAGCCACGUUUUGUCAGAGCUCGUACGGAGGGAAGGAGUCCACGCUGUUUACUGCUUAGACCGCGCGAAUCCUCGUUCGUUGGGUACUCAUACUCAACGAAUAAGAUGCGAAGCUGCGUCAGGCAGAGGGGACACGAAGGUCGAGUUUUGGUUUAUGGAACUCAGAGAAAUCGACUUGGGCUUAGAUCAGGAACCGUUCAGAAAAGACGUUACCCACAUCGUUCAUUGCGCGUGGGACGUGAAUUUCAACCACGAGUUGGAACAUUUUCUUGACCCCCAUGUUCGUGCCCUACACACGAUGCUCGGAUUAUCUGCUUCCAGCGUUCGCACAAAGGCACCGCGUAUCUUUUUCAUCUCCAGCGUUUCUGCUGUUGCGAACUACUCGGGGCCCGAACAUGCUAUCCCUGAAAUUCCUUUUAACUCGUCGAGUUUGCCACUUGAUCAGGGUUAUGCGCAAUCGAAGUAUGUUGCAGAAAGGGUUUUAAUUGAUGCAUCCCGAGCCGCAAAUAUACCAGUAACGAUUGUGCGCGCUGGACAACUUGCUGGCAAUACCACGCUAGGCGCAUGGAAUGCGAUGGAGUAUAUUCCUAUUUUCAUUCAGGCAUGUUGCUCUCUGAAGCUUAUGCCCUCUCAUAUCCCGAACCUAUCAUGGACGCCGAUUGACGUCGCAUCAGCCAUCUUGGUGGACAUCAUGCUGAAGGACCCUCGCAGUGAUGUGACCAAUCUUUUGGUGCGGCACAUCGAUAGUCCCAAAGAACUCACCAGCUCGGAUUUUAUUCAAUGGAUGGUUGAGGCAUCAGGCAAUUCGAUAGUUCUUGUAUCCAGCGAGAAAUGGCUCGACUCAGUGCGAAAUAGCCCAACGGUCUUAAAGGCGAAGCAUCUCCUACCAUUCUUCGAACAGUGGCUGUCUAAUGCGGCCCGAUGCAGUCAUCGUGUACUCAGCGUACAAGAUACGAAGCUUUUGUCUGGAAACUUUUCUCGAGCACAGAUAACCCCAGAACUCUUCAGACAGUAUGUGGACUUCAUUCUUAGGUCAAACAGUUUAUCAAGUAGUGUAUAA
This is a messenger RNA of Suillus subalutaceus, 3144 nucleotides long. RefSeq lists its product as uncharacterized. The transcript has 11 exons. The record is from RefSeq and is a predicted model, not a curated record. Lineage: Eukaryota; Fungi; Basidiomycota; Agaricomycetes; Boletales; Suillaceae. The coding region runs from base 1 to 3144 and encodes 1047 amino acids.